AUGGCCUUCUCGGCGCCCGUGGGCUACGUCUGCGCGUUGGGCGCCGUCGUCGGCUUCGGGUCCAACUUCAUCCCCGUCAAAAAAUACGACACGGGCGACGGCAUGUUCUACCAGUUCGUCAUGUGCUGCGCCGUCAUGUGCUGCGCCCUCGUGCUCAACCUCAUCAUGUCCGACUCGUCCGUCGCCUUCUCGAAGGACGCGGGCCUCGUCGUCGCGCUCAAGUCGCCGCCCUUCGUGCCCCUGGCCAUGCUCGGGGGCUUCAUCUGGGCUUCCGGCAACGUCAUGUCGGUGCCGUGCAUCAACUUCAUCGGCAUGUCGCUGGGUUUGCUGAUCUGGGGCGCGACGAACAUGGUCGUCGGCUGGGCGUCGGGCCGCUACGGUCUGUUCGGGCUCAACAAGGACGCGAUAGCCAAUCCCGCGCUCAACUACGUCGGCGUCGCCUUGGUCCUCGUGUGCCUCGGCCUCUUCACGCGCGUCGAGACGAAGACGCGCGCGGACCUCCUGCGGGAGGCCGACGGGUCCCUCGACGAAACCCUGCUCGUCGACGAGGCCGGCGACGCCAAGGUCGUCGAGAAGCCGGGGCUCUUCGGCGUCGGCACAAACGCGCGCCGAACCGCGGGCAUCGCCAUGGCCGUCGUCUCCGGCGUCUUCUACGGCUCCAACUUCGACCCGCCCCAGUACGUCAUCGAGCGCCACGCCGACGACGACGUCCGGGGCCAGGUGCUGAACUACGUCUUCAGUCACUUCACGGGCAUCUUGCUGACGUCGUCCUUCUACUUCGCGGCCUACUGCGCCUUCAAGGUCUGCCGGGGCGACGCGCCGGACGUGCGGCGCGAGCUCGUGGGCCCGGCCUUUUUGUCGGGCUUGAUCUGGGGGCUGUCGGACAUCUGCUGGUUCGUCGCGAACGAGGCGCUGUCCUUCUCCGUGUCCUUCCCUCUGGUCACGUCGGGCCCGGGCUUCGUCGCCGCGGCCUGGGGCAUCUUCGUCUACGGCGAGAUCUCCGGCGCGGCGAACUUCCGCGUCCUCGGGCUCGCCUUCGUCAUUUUGGUCGUCGCCUGCGCGCUCAUCGUCGUCUCGAAGAACUGA
Aureococcus anophagefferens is the source of this 1086-nucleotide messenger RNA. RefSeq lists its product as hypothetical. Gene Ontology annotation, molecular function: carbohydrate transmembrane transporter activity. The record is from RefSeq and is a predicted model, not a curated record. NCBI's taxonomy places the organism in Eukaryota, Pelagophyceae, Pelagomonadales, Pelagomonadaceae. Gene Ontology annotation, biological process: carbohydrate transmembrane transport. Gene Ontology annotation, cellular component: membrane. Bases 1 to 1086 code for a protein of 361 amino acids. The transcript has a single exon.